AUGAGCAGCAGAAAAUCGUCGCCGAUGCGGGAGCCGGUCAUGUCGGAGGGGCCCUUGAGAGACUCGACUAUGGCCCAGCGGCGCUCGGCAUCAAACGGUGUCACAAGGCGACACGACGACCCCAGGAUUCAUUCCAUCCCCGUCGCGGCUUUGGAGCAGACCGGCGCCAAGUCCACUGGCUCGUGCGCAAAGACGCUGGAUUUGCUCAGCUUUGAUCCCGCCGAGAGACCUUGGCGGCUGCAAAGAGCAAAUCGAGUGAACCACGGCCUGAGGUGGGAAGCGAGCGUCCCAGCCAAACAGAAUGCUUUGGACCGCCAAAGCCUGGGCCAGAAGCUUGCGGGAAGUAACACCGAAAGCAAGCUGAGUCAAGAUGCAGCACGAUCCAUUGGCUCAGCGCCCUGA
This is a messenger RNA of Trichoderma atroviride IMI 206040, 402 nucleotides long. RefSeq lists its product as uncharacterized. Lineage: Eukaryota; Fungi; Ascomycota; Sordariomycetes; Hypocreales; Hypocreaceae. The record is from RefSeq and is a predicted model, not a curated record.